This is a messenger RNA of Capsella rubella, 902 nucleotides long. RefSeq names its product COX assembly mitochondrial protein 2 homolog. Gene Ontology annotation, cellular component: mitochondrion. The record is from RefSeq and is a predicted model, not a curated record. Lineage: Eukaryota; Viridiplantae; Streptophyta; Magnoliopsida; Brassicales; Brassicaceae. The transcript is spliced from 3 exons. Bases 321 to 563 code for a protein of 80 amino acids.
AUCCAUUUUUGCUGUUGACGUGAAGUGCUUCGCCUCCUUUCUUUUUAAAUUGGGGAAAUUGAUAAUCUUCUCUAGCUCUUGACGCUAAUUGAGAUCCGUAGUUUCAGAUUACAUUGACUUAUAACUUGUGACUUGUGUUAGUCAUAGUCAUAUCUUCUAUUCUCUCGCUCCUUCAACAUUGGGGUUUAUAAAAAUUGAAGAUUUUGAUCGGUUCUGUUGUUAUUUCCUUCUGGGUUUUUAGAAUAGAGGUGGAAAGAUCUGAUUUUUACAAGCGAUUCAGAGUUUGAACUUCUUCUUUCUAUUACAGAAGUAAAAGGAAGAUGCAUCCUCCGCUUACACCACAUAGGCAUCCAAUGUGUCUGGAGAUAAUUGAGGAGUUUCAAAAGUGUCAUACAGAGCAUCCGAUUGGAAAGUUCUUCGGAGAAUGUACAGAGCUUAAAGUGAAGCUUGAUCGAUGUUUUCGCCAAGAGAAAGCUGUGAAGAGGAAGGUAAAUUUUGAACAAAGCAAGAAACUUCAAGAGAGACUGAAAGCUAUAAGGAAAGAAGAAACUGCAGAGACUUGAACGUUGCUUGAUACUUAUCCGAUAAAGAGCUUGUCUAUUACGAAAGAAUACGUCUCUAAAUCAAUCCAUGAAGAGGAGUUUGAUACACUUUUACCCUAGUAGAUGAGUGAAUAACAUGGUACUAUACGUCAAUUGAUUAAAGUUUAGCGUUUCAAGUGAGGCGGUAUUUGGAGUGUAAGGCUCUUAUUAGCUUGGUCUGCUACAAACAUAUUGUUACACAAUUGCAUUCUAUUGUGGCUACGAAAUAUUUUCAGUCUUCUGUUUAAUCUCCUUGUACGUUCAGGGACUGUUGAGUAGUGUAACACAUCUCUAAACUGAAAAGAACAUGUCUUUCUGAGA